Messenger RNA from Lactuca sativa (garden lettuce), 765 nucleotides. Lineage: Eukaryota; Viridiplantae; Streptophyta; Magnoliopsida; Asterales; Asteraceae. The record is from RefSeq and is a predicted model, not a curated record.
AUGUCAGACGGAGAAGAUGGUGCAGGGGCUCCUCCGGUGAGAGUGAAGGAGAUUCACAAGGCUUGGACAGUGAUCGAUCCAGGAACAAAUAAAAAUGAGGAGAAAGAUUACCUUGCUAUGGGGUUGCUUUAUCAGGCAAUUCCAGAAAGCUUGAUAAUGCAAAUUGGUGAUGUCGAUUCUUCAAUGGUUCUGUGGGAAUCGAUCAAGGCUCGUUAUGUAGGAGCUGAUAGGGUGAAAGAGGCCCGAUUGCAAACCCUAAACGCCGAAUUCGAUCGGCUAAAGAUGAUGGAGUCGGAAACCAUCGACGCGUAUGCUGGAAAGCUGUCCGGCAUAGCCUCGAAAUCAGCAGCUUUAGGAGAGAUUAUUGAUGAAUUGAAAUUAGUGAAGAAGUUCCUCAAAACCUUGCCUCGUUCGAAGUUUAUACACAUCGUUGCCUCUUUGGAACAGGUGCUCGAUCUGAAAUCAGUCGGAUUCGAGGAUGUUGUUGGUCGAUUGAAGGCAUAUGAAGAAAGGAUAAAGGAAGAGGAUGCCGAUGAGAAUGAUCAAUCGAGGGUGCUAUUUGUGAAAUUGACCGGAGACGGAGGAGUGUCGUCAUCUGGUGGUACAGGUGCGUCGAGGUUACAGAGUGGAGCGAAAGGAAAAGGGGCAGGUGGAUCCGAUGGAUAUAGUCAUAACAACGGAUCCGGAUCGGGUGGUUCAAAUGGGCCCAAAUCAAAUAAAAGCCUACAUGGAAAUAAACACAAUAGCUCAUCACAAGCCCAAUGA